CAUGUACUGCAUUACGAAUUAGGUUAUCAAUCUAGUUGCCUUGCUUUGGUGCGUUGGACGACAAGCAAACCAUUUUCCCCAAUAUGAUUUUCCGUGUUUGUGUUUUGAUUCUUUUCUCCUCCAUUCAUCUCUGUGUGUGCAUGGAGGAUCGACUUCAAUAUCUGGAAAGACUAAUCGUGCAACUGCAGGAAAAUCAACAAAUAUGGAAAAAGAGAUGGUUACAGUCAGUCAAGAAAACGCGAAAUUGAGAGAAAUUGUUGAAGACUUAGAAACUCGUUUGAAUUCCCAAGAAAACAGAAUAAGAAUAUUGGAAAAUGGUAUUGAAGAAUGUCAAGGCAAUAAUAAGGACUUAAACAAACAUUCGAAUAAAACUAAAAUAAUGAAGACAUCAGAAGAAACAAACUUAAAAAUCCCAACUAAUCCACCCGAGAGGCAAUCCAACAGUCUGAAGCGCAGCACUGAUGGCAGAUCGAAACAUCCAAAAACAAAUCCAACAAUCCGCGAUUCAGAAAACAUCGCCUUCUUCUCCUUCCUGAGCCAAAGCCAAGACACUCCAAGCCAUAGUCAUAUAAUAGUGUUCGACUCUGCUCCUACAGACCCAGGAAACCACUACAACAGAUUCUCCGGCAUAUUUACAGUACCAAAAUCUGGAACUUACGUCUUUACAUGGACAAUAUACUGCGAUUAUCACGGAUUUCUCAACACUCAGCUAAUUAUAAACCAAGAUGUAUUUGUCAGUUCAUACUGCAAUGCGGACGGUGUAACUUGGUAUAAGUCCUCCACUGCAACUGCCGUAGCCAAAGUUACGCAAGGAGAUGUUGUUUUUAUUCGAACCCAUUCCUCAGAGACAAAUAAAGGGCAAAUACUUAGCAAUCACUACCUUAAAACUACUUUUGCAGGCUGGUUUUUGUUUUAGAUCAAUUGAUGAUAAUAUAUUGCGUUACUUUAAAGAUUAAAUGAGCUUCACAUAUUCUUCAUUCAUGCAUUAUCCAUGGACGUAGGAACCAGGGAGGGUUGUGUGCCCCCAAUAAAAUUCCCGAUAUAUAAAAUAUUAUACAAAUCUAAGCUAUAUAUGCUUGUGCAAUUGUGCCCAUCAAUA
Molecule: messenger RNA, 1099 nt
Organism: Saccostrea cuccullata (small rock oyster)
Lineage: Eukaryota; Metazoa; Mollusca; Bivalvia; Ostreida; Ostreidae
Product: complement C1q subcomponent subunit C-like
Exons: 2
Coding region: 203-916 (237 amino acids)
Molecular function (GO): protein binding
Source: RefSeq, a predicted model, not a curated record